AUGUUCCGACUCAAGAACGCCAUCUCGACGCUUGGAGUGGUCGGCAACGUGCACCCUGCUGACGGUGAUGACAACCUCAACUAUGAAGCCGAAGACGAAGUGCCACCUCUGACCACGACAAUGACCGCUCAACCAGAUACAAGUACUAUCCACAACAUCAGUAGCAACAUACCACCCUGGAUCAGGGAGCUCAACAACUCGCAUACUACAAGACACAGUCGUGCUUCGUCCAUCGUGUCCACACGCACCAAAUUCUCCACCACCACCUUGCAGGAUGAUGCGCGCAGCAUCGACAUCAGCGUCGGAGGACAGUAUUUCCGCAUCAGUCGCGAUGGGUCGCGCAUCACAGCCGACCCCCCGCCGCCAUACACCGGCCCGAACGAACAGCUUCUCUUCCCAACAAACUCCAUUGGUACUGCGAUUUUAGAGAGCCCGUAUAAUUCCGGCUUCGAGUCCGCAGACGACGAUCGAAGUCUUGAUGCAGAUACUGACGAUGAUGGCGCGCGGACACCUAGAUCGACGUUUGGUGUCCUCGACACUGGCUUGCUGGAAGAUACCCUGCGUGGCCUACAGCUCGAUUUGCCUUUGUCGACACGGACGAGUCAGCUUAAAAACCGCUCAUCAUCUGUGACAGUGUCCGACUUCUUGAGGCUUGUAAAUGACGACGAGGGCGAGCCGGCUCGCAAAGACCACUCGGAUGCGGACAGCGGAGAAGUUAGAGCUGGACCAAAGCAUAUCAACCAUGGACCGGGCAAUUCGAUUGAUGGAGGUGAAGGCAGCAUCGCAGCAUCAUCUUUGCCCACGAUACGAGUAGAUUCCACCACGCUGUCCGGUCCUAGCAUAUGGACCGACAACAGCAGCCGGGUCAAUUCACAGACACACAAUGAGCGUGAACCCGCAGCAGCCCUCGCAAAUGUACCAAUAACGAACUCAGCAGAUGGUCUUCUGUUACGAGAGCCUGACAGUUCAGGGGCGCGCCCUCGUAAUCCUCCUCCUGAGGGAGGUACAGAUGGCUCUGUCUCCAGCCCCGGCAGGGCAGCUGUCCUCAACGGCGAGCCUGACUUCCAAGGCAAUGGAUCAUUGGAGGGCGAUGAGCACGAUACUCCAUUAUCGAUGGACGACGAGAAUGACAUCAGUCUACACUACGCCCGCAUGAUGCGCAAGCUGGAUUAUCGCCAUCGCAAGGCCUUACAUCUCAAGGACAAAGAACUGGCGGAAAUGCGAGAGAAACUCCAUGAGAAGGACAUUGUGCUUAGGCAGCAGCUACGGGCGAAGGAUUUCAUGAUCGACGAUCUCAAGAAGCGGUUGGUGAACCUGGAAGAAUGCUUGGAGACCAUGCUAGAAAAGGCGCGCAACCAAGUGGAGGAUCUGUGGGAGGCACGGUGGAAAGAGCGGAAUGCUCAACUUCUUGACCGCAUAAAACGUGUCGAGGAGGAUGCCCAAACCACGAUUGAGAACAUUCGUGCGGAAGCGUCCGCACCGCAAGAGGAAUCGAACCUUGAAGUGGUGAUGGAGAAAUCGUGUUCUUUUGGUAGGGGCCGAAUUAAGCAGACGGCGACGAUGUAA
Capronia coronata CBS 617.96 is the source of this 1566-nucleotide messenger RNA. RefSeq lists its product as uncharacterized. Bases 1 to 1566 code for a protein of 521 amino acids. The transcript has a single exon. NCBI's taxonomy places the organism in Eukaryota, Fungi, Ascomycota, Eurotiomycetes, Chaetothyriales, Herpotrichiellaceae. The record is from RefSeq and is a predicted model, not a curated record.